UCAAAUUUGUAAAUGAAGCGCACUUUCAGGUGAAUGAAACAUGCUUUAAUUUAUAUUACUGUACACAUCAAUGGCAGAAUUCCCAGAACUAGGCAAAAAUUGUUCGCUAGAAGCUUGCAAAAAACUCGAUUUCGUGCCUUUCUUCUGCAGCUAUUGCGCGAAAUAUUUCUGCGAUGAACAUCGAUUUGAUCAUGGAUGUCAGUUUAAAAGUCUAGAUGCUGGACAAUUAGCCACAUCCAGCUGUGAUGGUAGUAAACCAUUGAGGAAAUAUUUAUGCUCGAUGAAUGGUUGUUUCACUUUCGAAAUUAUCCAAAUUGAUUGUCAACAUUGUGGAUUUAAUUUCUGCCUGAAACAUCGUUAUCCAGAGGAACAUCGAUGCCAUGCCAAAGAUGUUGCGAAUGGACAAAUUAAUAGAGAUCUUCAGGAAGGAUUGAAAAAAAGAUGUUAAUGGUUUUGGCUGCUGAUGAAAGAGAUAUUGCUAAAGCAAGUUUGUCUUCACCACCGCAGAAGAAGAAACCGGUGGAUGAAACGAUGCGAAGAAGAGCUGAUCGAAUAGCAGUAAUGCGUCUUAAAUCAAAUACUCGAAAUUGUAAUAUUCCUGCUGCCGAGCAAAUGUUUUUGUUCAUCAUAGAAAAUCAUAAGCGCGAACCAGUUAUGAUUUCCAAACGCUGGACAAUAGGACGCUGUGUUGAUCAGAUUGCCAAUCAGUAUUCAAUACCAAAUAGCAAUGCAACUUUCGGAACUAAAGUAUUACGACUGUACUGUGAAACGGAUCAAUCGAGUCCUCUACCGAUGGGCGAUAAUGUCGAAAAGUAUUUGAAAGAUUUUGCUAACGUUUUCCUCAAAAGAGACGAGUGAAAGUAUGAAAGGAAUUGCAUAAAGUAUUUAAGUACCUGCGAAGAUCGAAUAUGAAAGCAGACAUCUCAGAAACCAUUGUUCGACCUUGUGAAGCGUGAAAAUUACACUAUGGUUAAAAUCCGUGCUCUAAAAUGUUCUUCAUUUGGCAUAUGGCGAGUAAUAGAUCACAUAGUUAAUUUCAUCUUUUUUUUUUUAACAUCCAUGUUCAAAAAAGGUAUUACUUGAUAGUUGAGUAUAUAAAGCUGUGGUUGUUUAUUUGAUGCAACUACUAAAAAUUCGGGU
Loa loa (African eye worm) is the source of this 1140-nucleotide messenger RNA. RefSeq lists its product as hypothetical. The record is from RefSeq and is a predicted model, not a curated record. Lineage: Eukaryota; Metazoa; Nematoda; Chromadorea; Rhabditida; Onchocercidae. The transcript is spliced from 9 exons. The coding region runs from base 442 to 858 and encodes 138 amino acids.